Molecule: messenger RNA, 3266 nt
Organism: Oncorhynchus gorbuscha (pink salmon)
Lineage: Eukaryota; Metazoa; Chordata; Actinopteri; Salmoniformes; Salmonidae
Product: zinc finger protein 407-like
Exons: 6
Coding region: 9-1517 (502 amino acids)
Biological process (GO): regulation of transcription by RNA polymerase II
Cellular component (GO): PcG protein complex; transcription regulator complex
Molecular function (GO): DNA-binding transcription factor activity, RNA polymerase II-specific; RNA polymerase II cis-regulatory region sequence-specific DNA binding
Source: RefSeq, a predicted model, not a curated record
CCUUUGUGAUGAAGAAGCACCUGAGCACUCACCUGUUGGGGAAACAUGGACUGGGCCAGCCCAAAGAGAGGAAGUUUGAGUGUGAUCUGUGCGACCGGUCGUUCAGUGAGAAGUGGGCUUUGAACAACCACAUGAAGCUGCAUACGGGGGACAAGCCCCAUAAGUGUGCCUGGCCUGCCUGCCACUACGCCUUCCUCACCCUGUCUGCCAUGAAAGACCACUACAGGACACACACGGGAGAGAAGUCCUUCCUGUGUGAUCUCUGUGGUUUUGCGGGUGGCACGCGACACGCCCUCACCAAACAUCGCCGCCAACACACUGGAGAACGGCCUUUCAAGUGUCAGCUGUGCGGCUUCGCCUCCACCACCCAGUCCCACUUGACCCGCCACAAGCGGGUGCACACAGGGGAGAAGCCCUACCGAUGCCCCUGGUGCGACUACAGAUCCAACUGUGCGGAGAACAUCCGAAAGCACAUCCUGCACACGGGGAAACACGAGGGAGUGAAGAUGUACAACUGCCCCAAGUGUGACUACGGCACCAACGGCCCCAUGGACUUCAGGAACCAUCUGAAGGAGCAUCACCCCGACAUCGAGAACCCUGACCUGGCCUACCUGCACGCAGGUAUCGUGUCCAAGUCGUUCGAGUGUCGUCUAAAGGGCCAGGGAGCCACAUUCGUGGAGGUUGACACAGCGUUUGACGGGGCCUUCCCGGUGCGGAGGGUGGGCUCCAUGGAGGGGCUGGAGGGCCAGGAGAGUGUCCAGCAGGUGAUUAUCAUCCAGGGUUAUGGCGAUGGGGAGAUGGCCUUCGACCAGGCCCUGGAAGAGUCAGCCGCUGCCACCCUGCGGGACCUGGCCAUGGCGGGCCAGGUGGCCGAGGUGCUCCACAUCACCGAGGACGGCCAGGUCAUCUCCUCAGGGAGGGAGGUGUCUGCAGGCGGGGCACAUCACCUGGCCGGAGGCACCACCCAGUACGUCCUGCUGGAGUCUGGCGGGUCUGCAGCUGGAGGUGGAGGUCACGGGGGAAGGGCGAUGCACCACCACAUGGUGUCGGAGUCAUCCACGGCUCUGGAUGCCCUCCUCAGUGCCGUCAGCGAGAUGGGCCAGCAGGAAGAAGACAGCCAAGAGGUCAUGACCCAGGAAGUUGUGUCAGAGGUCAUGGAGCGAGUGGAGGAGGAGGAGAUGGAGGUGGAGGUGAAGACAGAGGAGGAGGUGUGCGAGGAGCAGCAGGUGCAGGAGGAGCAGGUGGUCCAGGAGGUGCUGCAGUUUGCAGCCAGCCAGCUGAUGAUGAAGGAGGGGCUGACCCAGGUGAUCGUCAACGAUGAGGGGACCCACUACAUCGUGACGGAGCUGGAUGACAACACCCUCCAGGUGGAGGGGACCAUGUACACCCAGCAUCAGGGAGGGGAGGACGACCAGCAGAGUGAGGGCGUUUCAGAGGGCCAGGCUGGGGAGAGGAUGGUCUACUACCUGGAUGGAGCUCCACACAAUGUGGUUCUGGAGAAGGUGGAGGUGGACUAGUCAGUGACUGGCAAGUUUCCUUGAUUCCUCGAGUCCUCUCUCCUCACCUCCUUCUCAAAAGCAGUUGGAUAAGAAGUUAUAGGGGAGUGACCUCUGUCCUUUUCAUCCAUUGGGUUUUGAGAAGGAGGAGAGAGGAUGCAAGAAAUCAAGGAAAUGCAAUUGAGACUCUUCCUGUAUGAUGAACAAAUGUCCAGCUUAAAGCCCUUAAGAGUCUUUCUCUUUGUCUCUUUCAUGGAAAAUGUAAUUAUCUUUUUUACAUAGCUUUAUCUCCAUUUUGUAACGAUUUACUCAGGAUAACCUUGACAUCUAUGGAGUUAUAGUGAGGGGCGAAGUUUAUUUGCUAACAUUAUUUAACAUUUGCAUCAUUUUACAGCCAAUGCCAGAAUUACCACUUGUUUUUGGAGUCAUGGCUGGAAAUACAUUGCCUAUUUUCACACGGUUCUAUUUUUUGAAAUGUGUUCAAUUACAAAAAUAAUAAUUUUAAGAUUACAUUUCCAGCAGGAUAUUUUCCCAUUACCUAGAAAGACUUUAAGUUGCAUGGUUUGGUUUUAUUGAAAGUUAGAGAAUAAUAACAGCUUUAUUUUCAAGGACAUUUUCACCCCAAAAAAUGAUAUUUUGGUAUUUGUUUAAUUAGUCCAUUAUUGAUACAGUCCCACAAGGUUUUGCAUGUCAUCAAUCACUUUUUGAAGAUAUAUCACUUUUGAAAUACAGAAAUACAGCCGGUGUGAUGCAUUUUGCGUCAUGUGGUGUAAAAUGCAUCAUCAUGUGGUGUAAAAUGCAUCAUCAUGUGGUGUAAAAUGCAGCAUCAUGUGGUGUAAAAUGCAGCAUCAUGUGGUGUAAAAUGCAUCAUCAUGUGGUGUAAAAUGCAGCAUCAUGUGGUGUAAAAUGCAUCAUCAUGUGGUGUAAAAUGCAUCAUCAUGUGGUGUAAAAUGCAGCAUCAUGUGGUGUAAAAUGCAGCAUCAUGUGGUGUAAAAUGCAUCAUCAUGUGGUGUAAAAUGCAGCAUCAUGUGGUGUAAAAUGCAGCAUCAUGUGGUGUAAAAUGCAGCAUCAUGUGGUGUAAAAUGCAGCAUCAUGUGGUGUAAAAUGCAGCAUCAUGUGGUGUAAAAUGCAUCAUCAUGUGGUGUAAAAUGCAGCAUCAUGUGGUGUAAAAUGCAUCAUACCUGCUGUACUUCUGUAUUUUGAAAGUUACAUCUCUUGAAAACUUGAUUGCUGACAUGCAAAACAUUUCUGUACUAUAUCAACAAUGGACUAAUAAAACAAAUACCAAAAUAUCGUUUUUGGGGUUUUCCUUUAAGUAGUGAAUUAAUUUGCAAUUAAAAAAGUUUAAAAAAUAAUUGUUUGCUCAUUUAAAAAGGUACAUUAAUAGGUCAUGUUUUGAUAAGACCAGCUAUUACAACUUUACCUUGCUGAAUCUAGGACCAAUAGUAUUUUGGACAUCGAAAAUAUCCAUGAGGCUGAUUGGUCUAAAUCCAGGGGCAGUCCAAUGAUUGGCUUUUCUUUCAGCAAUUGCUCAAUAUGGUCAGGAUGCUGAUUGGUCUGAAUCCAAGGGCAGUCCAUCUGUUUUUCAGGAUGUUCUCAAAAUGGCACGGUGCUGAGUUUCUGAUAAUCAUAAUUCCAUUCAAGUUGACAAGUAUUUUUUUCCCCAUUGGCUUUACUGCUCUCAGUCAAUGUAAAUAUAUGUUUCUGUAAAUGAAAUUGUAAUGAUACUGGUAUUUGAGUAAUGACAAUAAAGCCCAAUCUUCAUCUGGA